Messenger RNA from Mycena citricolor, 545 nucleotides. The record is from the annotation of a GenBank genome assembly. NCBI's taxonomy places the organism in Eukaryota, Fungi, Basidiomycota, Agaricomycetes, Agaricales, Mycenaceae.
UACACCACUUCAAAGUCAAAACUUGAAAUCUUCUCCACCCACCGCGCCUGACGGCCCGAGAGGUUAGGCUGGCUCAGAAGGUGCGUUAAUCCCUUGUGAUCAGUCACCCAUUGAAACCGGCAUCCCUGUAGGAUAUCCCGGUGCCUCAGCAUCGAUUCUACGCCUGCCAGCAUCUCGAUCUCGUGCACCGGAUAAUUCUGCUGGGCUGAGUUCAGCUUAGCCGAGUAGAAGGCGGCCACCUUCCCGCUCUUCCAAUCCGGGCCUUGGCACACCACACCUGAAACGCCCGUGGCGCAGCCAUCCGUUACUAGGAAGAUAGGGUCCGCGUCCGGCCCGUAAUCCAGGGGCACUCUGUGGUGGUGCCUCAGCCCCAGCGAAACGGAACUGUGUCCCCAGUCAAGCCAUGCAGGACCCCCAUGGGCACGCGUACCCGUGCCAAGUCAUCCGCCAAGUAGCCUACCGAGCCCAGGAAGCCUCGAAGCAAGUCCCGGUUCGUGGGUGUCUUCCAAUUCACCACAGUGUCUACUUUCUCGGAAUCCAUGCGG